Hippoglossus stenolepis (Pacific halibut) is the source of this 9838-nucleotide messenger RNA. It is a transcript of the gene myo16, whose product is annotated as myosin XVI. Bases 855 to 6743 code for a protein of 1962 amino acids. Gene Ontology annotation, molecular function: protein phosphatase binding; ATP binding; cytoskeletal motor activity. The transcript has 35 exons. Lineage: Eukaryota; Metazoa; Chordata; Actinopteri; Pleuronectiformes; Pleuronectidae. The record is from RefSeq and is a predicted model, not a curated record. Gene Ontology annotation, cellular component: myosin complex; nucleoplasm; perinuclear region of cytoplasm. Gene Ontology annotation, biological process: phosphatidylinositol 3-kinase/protein kinase B signal transduction; neuron projection morphogenesis; negative regulation of G1/S transition of mitotic cell cycle.
UCUUACCAUCUCUUGCUUAUUUCUCUUUCUCUUGCUCCCCCUGCUGUAUAUGCAUUUCCUCCAUUUUUCAUUCCUAUCCCCAUCCUUUUUCUCCAGUGACCUCCCUUGCUCUCGUCUCUCUGUCUCAAUGAUUUAUCUACAGUAUAGGGAGGAACAAUUACUCCCCCCACCCCCUUUCUUAUUCUUUUAGCUGAGAAGGUAGAGGAUAGUCCAAAAAAGUGUGCAUCUGCGUGAGUCACUGCUUGUGUGUGUGUGUGUAUGUGUGGCAGGAGGAGAUCAGGAGGGGUGUGUGUAAGGAGGUGAAGAGCAUUGCGUCAUUGGGGGUGUGUUGAGCGGUAGGUGGGUUGAGCCGACUGUCAGUCAGUGACGCGAGUGGAGCACGUGCGUCGGUCAUGGCUGGGAAGACGUUGUGCGGCGGUUAUCUGGCUGUAGGCGAGGAGUGCUAGAGCCAGCCGCAGCUCCACUGACUAACGGUUGGAUCGAGGGAGUGCAUGUCUGUGUGUGUGUGUGUGUGUGUGUGUGUGUGCGUGCGUGAGUGUGUGUGUAUGAGGAGGGGGGGCAGCUGCGUUUGUAUGUCUGGGUUUAUGUAGAUGCUACUUGGGCUGCAACUGGAGCUGCUGCUGAUGCUGGUGAAUAAUGCAGACAGAGGGACGGAGUUUGGAUAGCAUGCAGGGAGCCAGAUUAAUAAUGCAUCCUGCCGGGUUACAGGCUCUGCAAUAGUUAGUUUUGCGGGAACCUGUAGCUGCCUACUGUCUGCCUGCCUUCUUGACUUAACUGACUCACCACCUACGUUUCCGCCUGCCUGCCUGCCAGGCUUUCUACUUUACUGGCGGACUGUCUGACGUACUCAGAAAAUGUCUCACUACCAUUUCAUCAAAUGUUGUUGUUUCCAGCUAUGUAAUGUCUUUCGUCAGAACAUGGAGAUAGACCAGUGUCUACUGGAGUCUCUCCCCAUUGGCCAGCGCCAGCGGCUGGUCAGGAGGAUGCGCUGUGACCAAAUAAGGGCGUACUAUGAGCGGGAAAAGAGCAUUCAGCGUCAGCCAGGUGCAAUCAAGGUUCGAUCAUGGUCCACCCACCGCAAGAACUACCAUGUCCGCUUCAGCCCCACCGAUGUCCUGCAGGAUGCCAUCAUUCGCCAUGACGACAAAGAAGUGUUGCGUCUCCUGAAGGAAGGAGCAGACCCCAGCACUCCUAUUGCUUCUGGGGGAUCCUUGCUACACUUGUGUGCUCGCCAUGACAAUGUCUUCGUGGCAGAGCUUCUGAUUGAGCGAGGCCUGAACUUCAACCUGCAGGACGAGGACCUGUGGACAGCCCUGCAUGUAGCGUCUGUUUGUGACCAUGCGGAUGUCGUGCUAUUGCUACUGCUGGCCGGAGUGAAUGUUAUGCUGCAGGACGUCAACGGAAACAUUCCUCUGGACUACGCCUCCGAGGGAACAGAGAGCAGCUACAUCCUCAGAAAACACCUGGAGGAAAAUGGUGUGGAUGUGUCCUCUAUGCAUGCCAUGAAGACACAGAGACCCAGCACCAUGUUGUCUGAUGUUAGACAGCUUGUAGCCACAGGCGUUAGCCUCAGCCAGCCCAACGAUGAGGGGGUCACUCUGCUCCACAUAGCAUGUGCCAGUGGUUACAGAGAGGUGGUGUCUGUGUUGCUGGGGAGUGGGGCGGACCCUCAUCCUGCUGACGACAACUUUUGGACCCCUCUUCACCUGGCUGCUAAAUAUGGACAGACAAGCAUCGUUAGCCAGCUCCUGAGACACGGGGCGAACCCGACUCUGUUGAACUGCAACCAAGACAAGCCCUCAGGCAUCGCUGCAUCAGAGCCUAUAGCUGAUAUGCUUCUGAACGCAGAGGAGAGCUGGCUGCAGAGACUGAAGGACCCCUCCGCUCCUCCACCCUCCACAGACCAACGCUACGAUGGUGGAUCGCACGACCUCACCACACCUGUCAAGAACUUGAACCCCUUGGGUCUCUCUAUCUCUAAGCAGGACAGUCUGUUUGAGAAAUGUGCCAUGUUCAGAGAGGCAGGUGGAACACUGUGCGGACAGCAGUCCCAGGAUAAUUGCCUAGAUGGCCCCUUUAGCUCUGGAGGCAGCAAACUGGAACAGGUCAAGCUGAUGCCUCCGGCCCCUAAUGAUGACUUGGCGUCCCUCAGUGAGCUGACUGACAGCAGCCUACUCUAUGAGAUGCAGAAGCGCUUCGGCAACGAUCAAAUUUAUACUUACAUUGGGCACAUCCUUCUGCUGGUCAAUCCAAAUAAAGAGCUGCCCAUCUAUUCCACUUUGGUGAGUCAGUUGUACCUGAGCUCCACAGGUCGUCUGUGCUCCUCUUUGCCCCCUCACAUCUUCUCCUCAGCAGAGAGAGCUUACCACAUGAUGCUGCAGGAGAGACGCCCGCAGUGUUUCAUCUUAAGUGGUGAAAGUGGGUCUGGAAAAUCAGAGGCAUGCAAACACAUAGUGAGACACCUGACAGCCCGCUCCAGCCCCAAAGGCUUUUCACUGGAUCCCAGAAUGAGACACGUGAACUGUAUUCUGGAGGCCUUUGGUCAUGCAAAAACCCAAAGGAACAUCAGCUCAAGCCGCUUUAUCAAGUUGUUGACCAUUCAAUACUGUGACAAGAGGAGGACACCGCUCAGAGCCCGUGUGUACACGUACAUGUUGGAGAAGUCUCGUCUGGUCCAACCGGCUCCACACCAGCACAACUUCAACAUCUUCUAUCUGAUGGCUGAAGGCCUGUCCCCUGAGGAGAAGAGCACACUUAACCUCAACAAUGUCCUGGCUCAUAGGUAUCUUAGUGGAGGAUUUCCAGAGGAGAGCCCUCCAGUAGCUAAAGCCUCUACCCAGAGCAGGGAACGCUUCGCAGCAGUCAUACAAGCCCUGCGAGCCCUGGGCUUCAACAAGCAGGAGGUUGACUCAGUGUUUACGCUGCUAUCCGCUGUGCUCCAUAUUGGGGACGUACGUUUCACCGCAUUGACAGAAGCCGAUACAGCCUUCCCUUCUGACCUGCAGCUGUUGGAGAGAGUUGCUGGAUUGUUGCAGGUGUCCUCCAACGACUUAAGCACCGCCCUCACAUCUGAUGUCCAGUACUUUAAAGGUGAUGUGAUCACUCGCCGCCACACUGUGGAGAUGUCAGAACAGUACAGAGACCAACUUGCCAAGGCCAUCUAUGGACGCCUCUUCAGCUAUCUGGUCAACAGUAUCAACCACGACCUUCAGGGAAAGGAUGACCACAUUGGCGAUCCUGCCCUGGAAAUUGGGAUCUUGGACAUAUUUGGGUUUGAAGAAUUUCAGAGGAAUGGAUUUGAGCAGCUGUGUGUGAACAUGACCAAUGAGCGGCUGAGGCAGUACGUCUCUGAGGUGCUAUUCCAGCAGGAGCAGGCUGAGUGUCUGCAGGAGGGCAUCGCCAUGGAGACCCCACGCUACCCCAGCAACCAGUCAGCCGUUCUGGACUUCUUUCUUCAGAGGCCUCAGGGACUUCUGUGUGUGUUGGAUGAGGAGAGCCAGAGCCUACGGCCAGUAGAGCAGACCCUGUAUAAGAGGCUCUCCACCCAGCUGGACUCCAAUCCCAUUCACGGCCUUUCUCUCACCACCAAGGAUGGCAAUGGAAACCCCCCACCUCAAGAUCAGGGCCCAGCCUUCAUUGUCAGCCACUAUGCUGGACAGAUUUCAUAUGAUCUCACGGGAUCAAUCACAAGAAACAAAGACCUCCUUCCUCAGAAUCUCUUGUUUACGAUGAAGUCUAGUGAGAGUGUGUUAUUGCAGCAGCUCUUCCAGUCCAAACUGACUCAGACCGGGUCGCUGGUGCCAGCCUCUCGGGGCCGCAUGGGACUGAGGGGGCCUAAAGCUGCCCUGUUGCUCCACAGGAUGCCAUCAGCCUCCCUUUUCACUGCCAACUCCGUCCCCCAACAGCCUCGGCGGUACCAUGACCUUACCAAGAUCUUGAAGAAGAAAGGCUCAAGCUCAUUCCUCCAGCGACUCGAGCGAUGUGGGCCCAUCACGGUGGCCGUCCAGCUGAGGAACUCGCUGUCAGAGGUGAUCAGCAAACUGCAGGCUUGCACUCCCCACUUUGUGGAGUGUGUCCGCCCCAACGCCUGUAGUCAGCCAGACAGUUUUGACAGCUUCCAUGUGUCUACCCAGCUGCAGUACAUUGGGGUGCUUGAGAUGGUGCGCAUGAUCCGUUAUGGAUACCCUGUCCGCUUGUCCUUCCCAGGCUUCCUCAGCAGAUAUAAAGACCUCGUUAUCCCAGCUUUGGCAGACAAGAAGAAAUUGUCACCAGAGGAGAAAUGUCGCUCAGUUCUGCAACAGUCCAAACUCCAGGGAUGGCAGAUGGGCAGCAGUAAAGUAUUUCUCAGAUACUGGCAGGCUGACCAGCUUAACGAUCGCUGCUACCAGCUUCAUAAAAAGAUCAUCACCUGUCAGCGAGUGAUGCGUGGCUGGCUGGCCAGGCAGCAGGUUCAUCGCAGGCUGUCAUUACAGCAGAAAGACGAGAGCAGUGUGCAGCGUUUCCUGCAGGGGGCCGAGGACAUGGGGCUGCGAAGUUAUGACCAGUUGGUCAUUCAAAAUGCAUCGGACAUCGCACGAGAGAGCGACCGUUUGCGCUGCCACAGCAACAGCCUUCGCAAUACCAUUGGCAACAGUCCACCACUUGGUGAGAGGCCGGAGCCAGUGGGUAAGGAAGAGGAUCAGCCUGUUAGGAGGGUUGUUGAGAAAGGUGGGAAAGUCCACGAGGGCCACGUCAAUGGGGGUGGUCGAGUCAUUCGCCACUUUCGGUCCAGCUCAGUACCCAUCCCCCUCGCCAUGGAGAUUAUGGUCCAUUCUUCUGCCAGUCCACCCAUCAAACCAGCCCUGCAGCAGGUCACUCAUGCCAAUGAGGAUGGGGCAGGCGGGGGGAGUCUCUCAUCUCCUCGGAAGCAACCUCCUCCCAAACCAAAGAGGGACCCCAACACACGUCUGAGUGCAUCUUAUGAAGCAGUUAGUGCUGGGUUGAUGAUGGCAGCUAAAGAGUGCCACACUCCAGAGGGCUACUGUUCACCAGCUGGAAGCCCCCCUAAAUCCCAGCUGUCCCCCACAGACCCUGCAGCCUUGUCCAAGCCCCGCCCCCACAGUGAUGACUACACCACCAUGAGGAAGGUGCCACCCCCCAAACCAAAGCGCAGUCCCAACACUAAGCUGACGGGCUCGUACGAAGAUAUCAAUGCUGUAGCGCCCAGACUCAGCCAGCUGCGUCCUGCCGAUGUGAAGCUGGCCUUCCUGUCCCGUGGUGGUGGAUUUGGAGGGUUUGGGGGUUUUAUGCAGAGAGCAGCCUCCAUUGAUGCUCCACAAGGGGUGGCACUGAGCCUGUUCCAGGGUCAUGAUGAGGAGGAUGUGUACAUAGAAAUGUUGGGCUCCCAGCCGCGGGCUCGGAGCCUCCAGGAGCCCCCUGACAGUCCAGAACAGGCUUCUGACUCAGAAGCUGUCUACGAGGAGAUGAAGUAUUUCCCUCAUGAAGAUGGUGGACCUCUUGCCACUGUGAUUACCAAGGCAGCGAAACUGGAGGCUUUAGGUUUGGGCUUGGUGGGAUUAGUGACGUCUGCUUCUCAGAGUGGGGAGACUAAACGUGUGGCGGGAGGGGUGGCUGCUUCCAUGGACAUAGCUUACUCACACAGCACAUCUAGUAGUGUAGCUAACAAAGGUCAACAUGGCAAAGAUGGCAGCUGUGACAUCCCCGCUCCCUUUCCCAACUUGCUCCCCCACCGCCCACCUCUCCUGGUGUUUCCCCCUUCCCCCGUCACCUGUUCCCCUGCUUCAGACGAGUCACCCCUCACCCCACUAGAGGUAAAAAAGCUGCCAGUGUUUGAGACAAACCUGAACUACGCUACUGGCCCAGACAGCCCUCUGUCUCCUCAGUAUGCCCGCCAGAGGGCUGACUCCUCCCCUAGCCUCACUGUCCUCAUGCCAGAGAAGAAGUCUACACCUCCACUCACCCCUCCACCUCCACCUCCUCCCCCCAGUGCACCCCCUCCUCCCUACAGACCCCCUUCACACUUCCCCUUCCCCCCUGAGGCCAACUUCCUGUCUCUGACACGAGCAGCAUCUGUCACUGGGGGCUCGGACUCCACCAAAACGUCUUCACAAAGGGCAGGGGGGGAACCCCUGGGGAAGCCACCUCCCUACUCCCCAGUGAAGAUGUCUCGUCCCGAGCCUCGGAGAGCGCACUCGUGCUCCUCCUCUCCCCUGCUGUUCAACCCAGCCAAUGGCAGACCCCUGACCAGUCCCCUGGAUGAACUCAACACCCUGUUCAGCUCUGGACGCAGCCUACUGAGGAAGUCCACAUCUGGCCGGAAAAUGAGAGAUGGAGGAUUCAAUUCUAAUAUAAAUCUGCCAGGGAGGGAAGAAUGUGGCUCUGCCCCCAACUCGCCAUCCCUGCCGCUACAGGACAAGAACGCCAACAACCACCAUCCCCACUCCUCUAGCUCCGCCUCCGUAGAGAACGGCAACCAGAUUUCCAACGGGUCGCUGGAGGAUGAGAGUCACAGCAAGUCAAACUCCUCAAGCUCCAGCUCCAUGCACAGACACAUGGACAGCCAUCACACUCAGAUGUUCCAGAGGCUACGUUUGUCCAAUGGCAAUGACAGCUCCGCCCUGGGAGAGCUUCUGCGAUGGCGGCGAGUGCAGUGUGAGGGGCGGGGCAACUGGAAGCAUCGUCCACCUCAGUCCCCGCCCCUGCCCCCCACGCUGCUCUGGACCAACAGGAAGGCCUCUCCAUGACAGAGGCUGUGUCUCUUUCUCUUCAACCACCCUCGCACAUGCUCUUUUUUUUUUUUAUGUGGACCAAGUAACCUGAACACCCAGGGGCUGGGCUGAAGCUCCGAGCCCCAAAGCAUGAGCCGAGUCUCUGGGCUGAAGGUCCUGCCUCUCCGCCUUUGACCUUGACUCUGGAGAAUGCCCCAACCUAUGUAAUAGAAGCUCAGCACUAUGUGACACUGAGAGGUGUAAUCCAUGAGAAAUGAGUGGAGCGCACACACGGUAGAGGUUCACUGGGAGCUUGGGGUUAUUUUAUGAUCAAAUAUUUUACUAACAAACAAAAAUUAUACAGAUGAUAUUAUUUACCUCAGGUCUUCUGAGAUAUAAACCUAUGAUGUCCUUCGAUGGAUUUAAGAGCAAAGCAGCAGCGUUUUUGUGGUCACAUAUGAUCUAUAUCUUCAAUCAUGAUUCACUGCUGCACAUGAAGGAGCUUCACCCAAAAACAUGGUGCUGAUUAUACUUGACAUGCUGUUGUGUGAUAUUCCCAUGAUGUGUGUGUGUGCACCCCCUGAGUCUCAGACCUCUCUAACGUUUACAAGUCAACCGACACCGUCGGGCUCUUUCGGUUUUUAGCAUCAGAGUACUGACUUCGACACGGGACCGUUUUCAGGUACACAGAUCUCACUUAGCCUCUCACGUCUGGGCUCGAAGUGAAUACUACAGCCCUGGCAACGUGGGACCAGGGGUCAGGGUAACCUCAGUAAUAUCCCAUGGUGCACUUCUCCUCCCCAUUGUUACCACCAGCCUUUGAGGAACAAAGUGCAAACGACUGCACUUACCUUUCUAUGAGAAUGGAUCCAUCAUAAACACCUAAAGGUAAAAUAACAAAAGUUAAGCAGUGAGGUAUAUAGUUCAUGUUGUGAACAUGAAACUUUGUGCCAAAGUGACACAACUUAUGAAAGAUAUGUCUAAAAUAACAAGUAAUUUAAAACCUGAUGUGUACAGUUGUCUCCGUAUAUGUACAGACUGACAUAAAUGACCAAAUCACAGGUAUUCAGUAUAGACGACAGUUUCUAAGUAGAAACAAUUGAAAUGUUGAAAAGACGGGACAGAAAAAAGUCUGCUCUUGAAAAGUAGCAACUGAAAUCUCGUGUCUCAUCAGCAUCUGAACAGUCCAGUGUGUUCGGUGUUGUUCAGGAGACUGUGCGGAGCUCAGGAACUCACGCACAGACGAACUGGAUCAAUGUACAGGCCCCGCCCCCCUUGGCGUGGGUGGGUGGGUCGACACCCGCCACCCUCCGUGUCCUCUCUCAACCUUUCCACACUUGACCCCAACAAACUGACCCGCUCCUCUGAGCUCCUGCCCCCGACACCUCCCUAAUGGAUCAAACCGGCUCUACGGGUGUUUCCAUGGUAACUGCUAUGUAAAUUGUGACUAGUGGCGUAUGUUGUAGCUUUUACUAUGGCAGAAAAGCACAGAGAUUGAAGUGAAGGACGAGGAUGAGAUGAUACUUUGUACGAUGGUGAAACUGGGAUGUAAGAAUGUCUUGGGUUCGAUGCAAUGACUAAGGUAAAGAGAAGAGGUUUAUUUUAAAAUGUGAAUAUCUUUUUUUCAGAAUGAUGAUUGUCUAUGGCUAUGAAAUCCUUUAUACUCUAUUUAAUAUUAUUUGUUGGCCCCUCCUGAACCUGUUGUUCUGUUCCUUUGAUGCAAGGCAGAUGUUUUCAUUGUAUAUGGAUGUUUUAUUGCACAGUGUUUAUGUGGUGUGGUGUUGACUCCUGUAAUGGGCUGGGUGUGUCUCAACAAGGUGGUUGAUAUUUGCAGAUCGGUUCGGGAUUGUUAGAGCCGCAGAGUAUCAAUAGCUCUGAUGGAUUUCUCAUUCCCACUGAUCACCCGCAAUGUGUCCGAUUGAUUCAGCCUCACAAAUUAGCAGCACCAUCACAGGAUCGAUCUCGGGCUGCUGUCGAUGCGCGAAGGUGCACGAAUAUUCGAGAGGAAAAAGAGACCACUGACGUUCACAACAGAGACGGAGAAUCACACUUUUUUUCGACUGGCUGGCUGAAUGUAUAAAUGCACAUUUUAAUUUCUCUGCCUGCGCACAUCAAUAAGACCCUGUGUAACUUAUUACUGGAACAUGCGCCUGUAUCUAACAAGUGUACCUGACUGCUUGAUGUGAUUAUUAUCUUCAAAAAGUUAUGUAUGCACUUCAUUUCAUUUAAAAAAAAUUAAGUUAAGGAUGAUGAGUUAUUGAGUUGCUCCAUGAUUCACACGUCGUUCGCUGCGAUUGGGGCUGCAUGUGCUGCAGAACUGUGUCGGACAUUUUCAUUGUGGUGCGAUUCAGCUCAUUCACACUUGGAUUUAAACUCAUCAAACACAACAAGACAGGAACUAGGAUCAAGCCAGUCGACGUCACCAGUGCCAGUGAAGGAGCCUCUGUAUCUGUCCGUCAUUAUCAUCAGGCUUCUGGUUUCCAUGUGUGAAUAUUUUACAGAUUACUGACAUGUGAUGAGGAGGGUUUUUAUUGUCUUUUAAAGCGUAUCAUUACUUUCUACCUUGCAUGACCACGUGUUGGACCCAGCCCAGUAGAACAUGCUCAUGCUAAAGAGAUUUAUAUCAAAACAGGCUGUCUAAUGUGAAGAACUGCUUCCCUCUGCACUGUGAAUCACUGCACUGUUCCCGUCGCCUCCUCCGACUGCUCGGACCGCUCCAUGCUCGUAUCUCCUCCAUCACAUCCGACCUCUUAUGACCAACCUCCUGUCAAACCCUGGCAGCCAGAUUACUGCCAGUCAUCUCUGUCGGUCAGGACUCAGAUCAGCUCUGUGGUGCUACAGCCAGCGCACGACAACCAUUCUGUUGUUCCCCAGUCCGUGUGUAGUCGUCCAGAGCGACAGGAUGUUUUAGCACCUGAACAGCGGUAUCUCACUGCCUUUCAUAGUGUGUGUUUGUUUUUUGUUUUUUGUUUUUUAUUGUACAUAACAUACGUUUCAUAUGUUUUAAACCUGCAUACAUACGUGUUUGUGGAAAGAAAAAGAUUGUAUGUGAUAUUUCAUAAUUAUUAUGUUCCCAAUGUUUUAUAAGAACUGUACCUGUACAGCAAUAAAGCACAAUUGUGUCAAUGCCA